Molecule: messenger RNA, 997 nt
Organism: Didymodactylos carnosus
Lineage: Eukaryota; Metazoa; Rotifera; Eurotatoria; Philodinida; Philodinidae
Source: the annotation of a GenBank genome assembly
AUGAGCACGUCGUUCCAAAUCAGCCAUAUGAUCUGCAUUGUCGAAGGUUACGAGAGACUAACAUUCGAUCGAGAUCGUCUUUCAGAACUUCGAAGACCAGAUGGUCCAAUUGACGUUGAUCGCUUGUCUCAAGUAAGUCAUAUAAAUUCUGGAAAAUGUGCACACUUUUGUUAUUUUCUCAGCUCUAUGACAAAGCAAAGGCAUUGCAGCCGAAGAUUCAUGACCUCAAAACUAUGGUUGAGCAGAGAAAACGGCGAGAGUCCAUCAACGAGGCCGUAAGGCACCUGAAUGAAAUGUACAAUGUUCUCGUCAAUUUGUGCCAACAGUUGACAGCCCACAAGGGCAAUGCAGACGCAAUGAAUAGAGUUUUGAGAUACGGCAAUGACUGGGAUGGAGUACAUUGUCCCAUUGACAAGAAUCUUCUUGCGAAACUCAAAGAUACACAACAGUACAUCAAAGUGUGCGAGGAGAAAGCAAAACGUUUUCUUGACUAAUUAUUGUCGUGUUGUUUAUUUAAAAACAAAAAGAAGUGUAUACCUGAACUUUUUUCUCUCUCUUAUCAACAAGAAAGACAACUUAACGCAUGGAAAAAACAGUUUAAUUAUCUUUUCCUACACAUGCUAGAAUUCGAACAUUUUUCAGGCAAAAGAGUAGUAAAAAGAACAUACGACAAAAUUCCAACGUUUCCAUCAUUUUGUUCUGAUUACAAAAGAGUUAAACAAAUGUUUCUAUCGAAAUCGAAGCCAAUAGAGGACCUGAAAUGGUGAAAUAAGUUUUUUCCUUCGCUCGCUGUCGUCUUCUUCUUUCCACAGAGAUGCACAAAAUGAAUCGAGCCAGUAAGAGGAGACAACAGAACCAAAACAGAAGUGUUUCUUUUUUCGACAAUAAAAUUUGACAAAACAUAUCUUCGACAAAUAACAUGGGAUUCGAAACAAGACAAGUUGUUUUCUUGCAGAUGACAAACUCACAGAUUUUUUGGGAACAACUUAACGUCUCG